Microplitis demolitor is the source of this 7377-nucleotide messenger RNA. Its product is annotated as ankyrin-3-like. The record is from RefSeq and is a predicted model, not a curated record. Gene Ontology annotation, molecular function: protein binding. Lineage: Eukaryota; Metazoa; Arthropoda; Insecta; Hymenoptera; Braconidae. Bases 5556 to 7307 code for a protein of 583 amino acids. The transcript is spliced from 3 exons.
GUUUCAGUUCUUUAUAACUUAAAAAGUCAGAUGCCGCUCUAUACUUAUUCUGACAUUCCCUUUUGCUUAACAUUCUUUUACUUACCCUAACACGCUGCAUAACCCUAAAAAAACACGUUCUCAAUCACUAUCUCCAUCAGUUACGCUUGGCACUUCACCAGUGAUUAGUGAAAGUAAUUAAAUAGCACCAGGUGUGUCUCCAUCAUCACCUUUUACAAUUCCAGUGCUAGUAUACAUCCUCCAAUAUGUCAUCAAAAUCGAAAAAAGAUAUGGAAGAAGUAACGGAUAAAAUUUCCGACAUGUCAGUCGAGGAUCCAGGUAAAAAAUUAUCUCACAAAGAAAAGAAAAAAUUAAAAAAACAGCAGGAAUAUGAGAAAAAUUUGGAGAUGAUGACCAAAAUCGGUGGUCAGGGUCACAGUGAACUAGAUUCAAAUUUCACCGUAUCUCAAAGUGAAACACAAAACCGUGGCGCGCAAUUAUAAGAGCAUGCUGUUGACAUAAAAGUCGAAAACUUCAGUAUUGCUGCUAAAGGAAAACAAUUGUUCACUGAUGCUACUCUAUUGAUAGCUCAGGGUAGACGUUAUGGUCUCGUCGGUCCUAAUGGACAUGGAAAGACAACACUACUACGUCAUAUAGCAAAUAGAGCAUUCAAUAUACCACCAAAUAUCGAUGUACUCUAUUGUGAACAAGAAGUUGUCGCUGAUGACACACCAGCUGUUCAAGUUGUACUUAAUGCUGAUAUUAAAUGCAAAGAAUUACAAAAUGAAUGUCAGAAAUUAGAGCUACAAGCUGAAUCUAAUAGCGACGAAGCCAUCCAAGCACGAUUACAAGAGUAUUGCCGUUCGUUGGUUUUGGAUCUGCUGGAGUAACGGCUGGCUCAGUUGCAGCAGGAUGGCAAACACCAACCAUAGCCGCUGGAUCAUUAUUUGCAAAAUUACAAUCUUUGGGUGCAACUGGUGCAGGAGAUUUGCUUUUCGGGGUUUCUGGUAGUAUUAUUAAUGGAUUUGGCGCACGCUACUUUACUGCAACUGAUUGGUGUUCUUGUCCUGAAAAUAACAAUUAACCACUACUAUUUACUAAUUUACUAAACUAACUCAUCUACUACACUAUGCACACUUUUGAGUUAUUUUAUUAUUUAACAGUACUAUUUGCAGUGUGUUUGUCAAUUAUAUUCAAAUCAUGAGCAACAAUAUCAAAAUUAUCAAAAUCUUUGAGUUUAAUUAUGUAUGGUGUCUUUUUAAAACCUCAAUGCUACUAGAGUGCAUUAUAGAGUGAAUAGUGUUGUGUCUGUUAAAUUUAUUAUGAUCAUUAAUUGGUCUUAGGUUAAUUAAUUAUUAUUAUUAUUUUAAUUAGUUGAUGUUUUCUAUGGUCAUAAGUCAUAAAUGGUAAUAAUUAUUAAGAUUACCGAUAGGAUUUGCAUAUCCCAAAAGAACAAAUUUGUAGGCCCCUGUCUGAAAAUAUAAAUUCUGUAACAGACACUCCAAAAUGCAUUUUAUCUUAUUAUGCGUUCCUGGUUUAAAUUGCAUCACUUUUUUUUUUAUAAUUAUUUAUAAUAUAAGAAAAAUGACAAUAUUAUAUCAUUAAUUUCUUGUCAUUCGAAAAUUUUUGUCGAAAUAUUUUACUUAAGUGGGCUUAGAAAAAAUUAGUGAUACAAAUAAUCAUUUAUGUAAGAUCACUGAAUACUCAAAUAGAUUAAAAACCUCAUUAGAAUAGUAUAAUGACCAAAGAGAUAGCAAGUUUAUAUUUACAAAAUUCAGGUCAAUUGUAGGUCUCAAUGUUCGUUCGAGAAAAAAUAGAGAAAUGUUUUUUUUUUUUUCCAAUUUUCAAGGCAAUAACUUGUAUUAUUUGAUUUAUUUCGAAUCUCAAAUGAUGAAAAAAUCAAUUUAUUUAAUACACAAAAUUUUUGCAUCAAAGUAAAACUUAUUUCAUUGAUUGAUAAAAGAAAAAAUUCUUUUUAAAUCUUUACUUCAAAGAACAAAAAAAAAUUCUGGAAAACAGUUGACUCUGUCGGCUAACCCCAAACUUCCCGCUUCUCGCUUCUCGUAAACAAAUGGAAGUUAUCAAAAAAUUGAAGCGCACUUUGCUAGUUCAUAGAGUAAAGCAUCGCAACUGUGCCUUUAUUUUGUGUUUAGGCCUUUUAUUUCGGAGAAAAACUCGGACAAAAUUAUCUGAUAACCGUUCCUAAGUUAUACUUGAAUAAAUCUCAAAAAGGUUUCAAGAUAAAAGAAUUUUUAAAUUGAUUCAGAAAUAAGAUUUGAUUUACGGAUUUUCCUCUUUACCUACAUAGGGGAGACCGGGAUGCGCGGCUCCUGGCGGCCGCUACGGUAGGCUUGCCAUAAACAAAAUUUUUCAAGUUCGGCCGGGUAUAAAAGGAAUAAGGAAAAAAUUUUAUUUAAAAUUUUAUUUAUUAAUAACUAAUUCGCAAUCAAAACAUCGAUAAAACAUUUUAAUUUUUCAUUUUUUUUUUCUUAUUUACCUAUUCUUUUUAUUUAUUUAUAUUUCGUAUUAUUUUUAUAUUUAUUAGAUGACGCAACCGCUUGAAGUAGAGAUUUAUUAUUUUUUAUUUUAUCAAAAAAUGUUACACAAUCAUCAGUAUUAUUUAUUUUAAUUUUGAGUAAUUCCUCUAAUACUGAUACUUUCAACCGUCCUUUUUCUGGACCCCAGGGAUUUUUCAUUACCGAAAAUUUUCUCUCGAUGCUAACAGAGCUCCCAGAAAUGCAAACAACGAAUUCACCAACGUUUAAGAUAUUGCUUAUUGAUACAUUAGUCUUUUGAGUAAUUUUAGAAACUUUUUACCACUUCUUUUCUGUUUCUAAUGCAGUCCAUUCGUCAGCGCUUUCAGAUUUUUCAUGACUUAUUAUAUUAUUUAAUUUCAUUUUUUCAUCAAACAGUGCAUCCCGAUCACAAUUAUUUUCUUCUGCAACCGAUGCAAUUUUAGUAUAACUUUUUUCUAAAUUAUUCUAAUCAAUUUCGUGUUUUAAAUCUACAUUGAAAAAAAAAAUUAUUUGAGACAACUAAGAUUUAUUUGAGCCAAAGAUAUCGUACAUUGGGAUAUGUCCAAAUAAAUAUGUAAUUAUGAGAAAGAUAUAAUGUAUUUGAGUAGUUUAAUUGCGUGAAAUAAGUGAUUUAUUUGUGGUAAAGAAAUAAAUCAAUUGCUACAAAUAAAUAAUGGCUACAAAUAUAUGUACAGUAUCGCCAAAUUUUAGGUUAUUUGUCACAAAUUUAAUAUCUUUACCACAAAUAUACCAAUUACUUACCACGCAAACAAAUUAUAUAUUUCUGUCAAAUUAUAAAAUUAUUUUAAUCAACUGUCAUAUUUAUUUGUCAUUAAUAAAUGUUUGAAAAAAAGCCACAAACAAAUUGAUUUAUUUGGGACAAAUAUUUCUUUUUUUCAUUUUGAAAAUUUCAUUAAAACUGGUUAUAUCAGCUAAAUAAAAUUUUUUUAAUAAAUUUGAAGUCCUUGGGAUUAUAAAGUUAGGAAAAUAGUAUAUUUGUGUUUAAAAUCUUUUUUUUUUUCAAUAAAAAAAAAAAUAAAAAUUUUUUUCAAGUUUUUUUUCGGAGAGCAGUUGUGCCCCAGAAAGAAAUUUUUUUUAUUUUUUUUGAAUUUUGGUAAAAUCUUAAUAGAUUGCUUAAGAAAGGGCCAAAAUAGGUUGACCUAUAGAUUAACAGUCAUAAAAGAUAAUUGCUGGCUCAAGGAGGCCGUCGUGCCCCGGUUUCUCCUAAGUACUUAUAAUUUUGAUUCUUUUUCUUAGCUGGCCCUUUGUUACAAUUUAUCAGACUUAAUUACUUUUUCAAUAGUCAUAAUUAAUUAUAUCUUCUACUUUCAUGUUAUACGCAUAUAAUAUCCUUCGGGAUAAUUUAUAACACACGGAAAUACACGGAAAGAAAAUUCUAACAAAAUUUACAAUGUUAACAUUGAAUCGUGGUCUAGACUUUCAUUGGCAUCAAUUUAUAAAUGUCUUAUUUCAAAAUUUACUAUAGUCUUUGUUAAAAUUACGAUGUUAAAUAGUAAAGAUUACAAUCUACAUCGUAAUUUUAACAAAGACUAUAGUAAAUUUUGAAAUAAGACAUUUAAAAAUUGACGCCAACGAAAGUCUAGUCCACGAUUACGAUGUUUACAUCAUAAAUUUUAGUAGAAUUUUCUUUCCGUGCAGCUGUUUGGAAAUCAUUAAGAUAUUUAUCUAUUUGUCUGUUUUUAACACCGCUCUUUUUACAGUAUAUUUAUGCUUCACAGAGUGAUUUUCCACUAUUAAAAAAUAUGAUUAUGUAUCACUACGAAUUGGUCCCAAUCAAGCUGAAAUAUAAUUUCUAUUAUCUGCGUACGUGGAACACUCGACGAUUUAAAACAGUUUUUUUUUUUUCUUAUAGUAUUUUUAUAAAUAAUACAAAAAACGUAUGAUUUAUCUUUCCUUCCGGCUUUUCUUUACGAAGUUCUUAGACUCAAUCAACAAUAAGACCUUUUUCGAAGUACAUCUUAUAAUAUCAUGUUAUCCUGGCUCAAAAGGUAAUCUAGGACCAUCGCACUCACAUAUAGUAAUACUGAGAAUAGUGGAACUCUGUUACAGAUAAAUCUAUAGUAAAAUCUAUACAAAAAAAAUUACCUCUUCGGUUUUCAUAUUCUCUUAUUAAAAUGCUCGAUUUUUGGCGAUUAAAGUAGCAAAGGGUUAAAUGAAAAGACUUUAAUAUUUUCAGAAGAGCAAAACAUCAAUCAAACUAUAAUACAUUCCUUAAUAUUUAUGAACAUUUAAGCCAAAAAUAAAUAUUUUCGGCCAUUUCGUAUCAAGAAAAAAUAACAGACAAGAAGGUGACAAAUAAAACUUUGAAAAAUACUGAAGUGUUGAUGCCGGCAUGGACCCUUAUAAUGAGUGUUUAUACCUGCUCAAAAAAGAAUUAUCCUAUCAUUAUUAAGUCGCUUUACCUACUCUGGUUAUUGACAAUAUUCAUCUUCCGAUAUCCAUUAAAGUUAUUAUUUUGUAAUGAUCUUUCGGAUAAAAGGAUUUAAGAAUACAAGUAUGCUCAGGCCAUUCCGGAACAAUACAGUUGUCAUUACGGAAAAAGAAGGGCAGACUGGACAACAAUUUAUACCUAAAUGAUCAAAAUAUCCUUAAACGUUGUUACACUUGAACGUCAUCAGAACUUAUUCGACUCUCGUCUUGUGCAGUGUUCACAUCUCAGAAUUUACCAUAUAACCGCCUCAAUAAGUUUAUUUUCAAAUUUUCGUUAACAAAUUACAGUGACGAGCGCUGAAAACUUAAGACGAUUUUUGAAUCCGGCAAUUUCAUUAAUAAAUAUCGAUAUUGUUAUUUAUUAUAUAUAAAAAUUGAGUUUAAAAUUAACAAUACUGUAAAAAUUAGUAAAAUUUUAACAAUUCUAGUGCGUAGUACAAAUUAAUAUAACUGUGAUUAAAUUUGUUUAAAUUUUAGUUAAUUCACUGAAAUAAUUUCUUUGAUUUCAUAAAUUGGUAUAACCAUUUAUCAAAAACAUUGACAAUAAAAAUUAAAACGUGUUGAUAUCUACAAGUUCAGUGAAGUUUUAAACAAAUUAUAAGAAAAUUAAUGAUGUCGAAGGUUUAUAAACGAAGUGAUUUCACUGCUGCAGUUCAUGCUGGUGAUACAAAGAAAUUAAAAAAUCUUUUGAGAUCGUCAAAACUCUCUAGCAUCCCUGGGCUUUCUCCAAGUAGACUAGUGACGCUCGCUCUUCGACACAGACAACAAAAAGUAGCAAAAUUACUUUUAAAAAGAAAAUUCGAAAUAAAAAACCAAAGUAAUCGUUCAGCGAAUACACCUCUACACUACGCAGCGAAAUUGGGAGACUUAAAAUUGGUGAAACUUUUGAUAAGAAACGGCAUGGACACCAACGUCAGAGGAAAAUUCGGCAUAACUCCUUUGCAUGUCACUGCAAUUUAUGACAAAUAUCAGAUUAUGGAAUAUUUAAUCCAAAACGGUGCGAUUCUUUCUCUAGAGGGCACAGAAGGUAUUCUUAAAGGCUAUACACCCUUGCACGUUGCCACCGAAUUAAAUUUUCAUAAAUGUGUACGUCUGCUCAUCAAAUACGACAAUUCAACAGUAAAUCCAAAAAACCAAGAUGUCAUUCAUCCAAUACAUAUUGCAGUGAUGUUAAGACACUUUAAAGUAACUCAAAUACUGCUGCCACACAUCAACAACAUCAACGUUACUUUUAAAGAUGAAUUUUUCCCGCGAUUCUACGGUAAUCCUGACCACUGUGAAAGAUAUUAUGACAACUACACUUUGUUACUCUGUGCAAUAUCCUUUACAUCAUUUAAAAUUACUAAUUUAUUAGUUAACCACGGCGCAAAUGUUCAGAUAAAAACUGCACUGGGAAAAACUGCUCUGAUAUUGGCCGCGGAAACGAGUAAUCAUGAAAUAGUUAAACUAUUGUUAACUCAGAGCAAAGUAGUAGAAUCUAUCAAUGACUUUGACGACUUAGGACGCAAUGCUUUGCAUUCCAUAUUUUAUAAUUAUGAAAGCCAGAGAUGUUUGUAUUCAAAAACCGAGUUUUAUAGCGUGGCAAUGAAAUUGGAGAUCAUCAAAAUGCUAAUGGACGCGGGAAUCGAUAUGAAUGCUUCGAUGCAACUCACUUACAACAAUUUACCAAUUACUCCAUUGUCUUUGGCAGUUGAAUACGGAUUUAUGGAUAUUGUUCGCUAUUUGCUUUAUUUUACUGAUACUGAUUUAAAGCAAAUUAACCGCCUAAUGUUAGAAAGUGCCCAGAUGUUUGACAAUUUAAUUCACCCAGAUAUACUGCAGGACUUUGAAUAUGUUCAAGACUAUAAGUCGGGAUUCAAAGAAAUAGGCUACGAUUUGAUUACUGCCGUCUUAAGGAUCCACUUAAUCGGUAUGCCGGUUGAUCAAGAAAUUUUAAAUUUGGUUAUGACGGAACCAGUGCAUGAUAUGGAUAUCAACAGAAGUCAGUAUGCUGAGUUUCUUCAGAUAAUAAAAAAACCGAUUGAAGAAAUGGUUAAUAAGAUGGAGCAGGAGAAAGUUGUUCAUGAUUGUAAAAUAUCUUUGCUGCAAUUGGUGACUUGUGAUAUGAAAAGUUUAGUUAAGUUUGCACGUGUUCAAGAAGUAAGGGAUUUAUUGAUGAGAAUUGAGAGCUACGAAGAAGAAUAUUUUUAUUUUCAUCAAAUACUGAAGAGCCGCUUGGAAUACGCGGUAAAAAAAAAUAAACUAAUCGAGCAAAGCUUAGAUAUAAUUUGUAAUUUAUUUGAAAAUAAUUUAGGAUAUGAUAUUUGUGAGAUGGUUGUAAAUUUUUUAAAUGAUGAUGACAUGAAUUACCUUGUUAGUUAGUUUUAAUAUUUGUAUAAUAUUGUUGAUGAAUUUUAUGUAUAUAAUGUUAAAUAAAAAAACUUAAAAAUGA